This is a messenger RNA of Sardina pilchardus (European sardine), 7383 nucleotides long. Its product is annotated as chromatin remodeling regulator CECR2. Gene Ontology annotation, molecular function: protein binding. Lineage: Eukaryota; Metazoa; Chordata; Actinopteri; Clupeiformes; Clupeidae. The record is from RefSeq and is a predicted model, not a curated record. The transcript has 17 exons. Gene Ontology annotation, biological process: single fertilization; chromatin remodeling. Gene Ontology annotation, cellular component: CERF complex. The coding region runs from base 156 to 4706 and encodes 1516 amino acids.
CCUCCCAGGGUUGCAAUGGCAGUAGUAGUCCUGCUGCUUCAUCUUGUGUUGGUUAAAGUUAAAACGGUGUAGCAAAACGAAGAAUCUGUGCCGUUAGUAUGUAUUUUUGAUGACGCCUUACUAAUGUGAGACACUUAAGUUACUCCAUUUAAAAAAUGUCCCAGGGAUGUACAAUAUCUGUGGAAGAGAUCCAGUCCUGGUGGGAAGUCCCCGCCAUAGCUCACUUCUGCUCGCUUUUUAGGACAGCAUUCAACUUGCCAGACUUUGAAAUUGAGGAGUUGGAGCAGGCUGUGUUGAAGCAGGAUGCAGACUUCUUGGCAGAUCUUGUUUGUUGUCUUCUACAGGGAUGUUACCAACGCACAGACAUUACGCCUCAAGGCUUCAGCAGUUACCUGGACGACAUCAUCAGCUACCGGUGGGAGCUGGAGGAGGGUAAACCCAACCCCCUGCGGCAGGGUCCCUUUGAGCAGCUGGCCCCCCGCACACAGGUGGAACUGCUGCAUCGACUGUGUGAUUAUCGUUUGGAUGCUGCUGACGUUUUUGAUCUUCUCAAGGGUUUGGAUGCAGACAGUUUGCGCGUGGAGCCACUUGGAGAGGAUGGAAGCGGUGCUAUGUACUGGUAUUUCUAUGGCACUCGCAUGUAUAAGGAGGAACCAGUACAGAUCAAAACAGUUGGAGCCUGUGAAAUGUCUGUGGCGAAAGAACCUGAGAAAAGGAAAAGGGGAAGGCCACCAAAGAAGAGGAAUCUUGAGGAGAAACUACUGAGUAGGACUGAUGCCAUGAUGGAUGAAAGCAAGAAUCUACACACUGGGUCAACCUGUGGUUCAGAACGUGAGCAUGGAGCCUGGUCCCUGGUUUGUGAUACAGAAGAACAGUGGGUCAAACUUGCUGACAGCAUCAAAGACAAGCAAUCACCUCAAGACCGUCAUUUGUACCGCAUCAUCACUCAGAACUUCAUCCCAGAAAUUGGCAGUAUGGUUGAGCACAAAGAGAAGGAGCAGAAACAGAAGUUAAUGGACAGCUACCACAAACUCUCUGAGAAAAAUGUUUUCAAGGAGGAGAUAAUAAAGGCAAAAUCUGAGGUAAAACAGCAGAAAGAAGAGGAGGCAGACCGACAACUGCUGCUGGAGAGGCUGCUGCAGGAACAACGUCAGCAAGAGGAGCUGGAGAGGGAGAAAGCUGUGGAGGAGCGUGCACGCCGAAGGAAGCUUCGGGAGGAGAAGGCUUGGCUGCUUUCCCAAGGGAAGCCCCUACCCCCUGAGCUGUUGAACCUUGAGCCACAUUCACCGAUCAAUCACAAGACCAAAGAGUUCUACGAAAUUGAUGAUGAUUAUGCAGCACUGUAUCAAGUCCUGGAGGUGCUGAAAGCCCAUAAAGAUGCUUGGCCAUUCCUGGAACCUGUUGAUGAGUCCUAUGCUCCCAACUAUAAUGAGAUCAUCAAGAUGCCAAUGGACUUGUCAACAAUUGAGAGGAAGUUGAAUGAUGGUGAAUAUGUUGUCAAGGAUGAGUUUGUGAAAGACGUGAAGGUCAUUUUUGAGAACUGCCUUGAAUACAAUGGAGAGGAUAGUGAAUAUACAUUCAUGGCUGAGUCCCUGGAACGUUGUUUCAGUAGAGCACUGCAGAAGCACUGCCCUCCCGAGGAUUGUGAUACGGAUGAAGAAUUUCAUGUGAGCGCUGAAGACAAAGAUCGAAAGGAAAGAAAACGAAGCAAGGGACAACGGCAGGCAGGCCCAGAGGGUCUGAUCAGAGCCACUGAACUGGCCCAUAGACGUAAAGCAUUCCCCAGUGGCAAGAGUACAAGUAAUGAGAAAAGAUGCAAAACAGCAGCCAUGCCACCAUCCCUAAUGAAAAGUGAACCAACGACUUCACCAAAUGCUGGCCUAAAUCAGAUGAAGCCUAGCACUGAUAUUCAACCUAAUCUUUACCUUCCAACAAAACAGCAGCUCCAUCAUCCAGCGGAUCCAUCUGGACCUCGAAUGUUAACUCAGCUGAUGUUAGUCCACGGCCAAAAUCCAGUGAUGUCUAUGGAAUCACGUUCACAAUGUAUGCCACACAAUUACAACAUACAGGUUACUUAUGGAGAGGGACCCUAUACAGGCCCAAGGUACCCAAUGACUGAGACUAGACCUUUUCCACCGCAUCACCAGAAGCAACAUGGCUACAUGGGUCCUAUGCAUGGCCCUUCGUUGGGCCCCAGACCAGUAGCCCUACAAUCUGGAGGCCUGUGCACACCGCCAUCAGAGGGCAGCAUGUACCCAUCUAACCAGCGUCCUGAUGGGGGUCAGAUGUUCUACCGAGGUGUCAACAGACACUCAGGCCUGGAUGUUCCCCCUCAACAUAGUUCCUGUCCUCCUGGUCAGCCACCUAACAGCUGGUCGGGGAUGAACAAUCAUUUUCAGCCCAGACAAAGCGGACCCAUGAUGAUGGAGCAAAAUCGCAAACAGAGAAACCCAUUUAACCUAGGUGUGGUUCAUCCCUUACCACCAAAAUCUUGGCCAGAGCAACCAGUGGAUUGCACUCCACACAACAAUCAGAACAAGAUUCCAAGUGUUGUUGGCUCCCUUCCUCCCAUCUCUCAGCGGCCAAUGAUGCCUCCAAACUCUAAGCCUCACUUGGCUUCUAUGCUUGACAGUCCAGAAAUGCUCGCCUUGCAACAGUUGACUGCAUCUUCUCAAGCUUGUUCUGGCCGACCCAUCGCCACCUUUCCGGUGUUUCCUCAGGGCAGCGGUCCACUAUACUUUCCUCAGAAGGCCCCACCAGAUGUCCAGCCUCUAUGUCCUGUCACUGACAGCCACAGCAUCCACAACAAAGAAAUGGGUGAAGACUGUAAGUUAAGUUUAUCACCAUCAAAAACACUCUUGUCAGCUAAGCCAAAGUCUGCAAGUGCUCAAGCAAGAGAUCCACUGAAAACUAAAUCUGGAAUUUCUCAUGAAAAAUCUUUUGACCAAGGCUCAGUCUCAGAGAAAGGGAGUCAUGUACCUGCCAUUGAUCUGUGCAAACAGGAGAGAAACCACGGUGUCCCACAAUAUCAUGGUCAAGUAUCUCAGACUUCUCCCCAACAAACAGUUCUGGACGAACCUAGUCAACUUACCCAAACUCUUCUGCCACGUAAUUCUCAGAAUUCAGUUCAUCAUAACCCAGCCUUACAGAAUUCUUCAAAUGGUGCUCCGCAUGCUCCCGACAAUGCAGCGCCCACUACAUCACAACAGAGAUCACUUGAUGAGUCCUCACACUCUCCCCGGAAUGUCUCUUCACUUACGCCACAGAUGUUCUCGCCACACACCUCACUGGAAGGACAAGCUCCCCAGGCAGUGCCUCAACAAGUCUCUGGUGCACUAAAGGUAUCAGAAGGGCAGAAUAUACCUCUGUUUAUGACUCAGAACUCCCACUUGGAGAGCUUUCAAAAAACACAUCAUUACGCUCCCCUUAGUCCCUCUCAAAUCGCUCAGAGCUCUGCUGCGAACAUCCCAAGUGAUGUAAAAGUGCACAUACAGGACAGACAGAGCAAUCUAAAACCUGAGCCGCCAGAUCCUCCAAAGACCGUUCCAUUUACUUCUCUACCUGUCAGUUCCACUGGGUCCCAGAUUGAUACUCGGAGUUCUGUAGCUGGCAGUGGAUCUCAUACACACAGUGAGACCCAAAAACAGAAAGUCUCGGUGAGGAUCUUGGAAUCUCAAGAUAACAGUAACUCAGACAUGAUUAGGUCUAUACCUACUAAUGGUCCUCUUAAGCCAAGUGCAAAAUCACAAUUACAAGUGGAAGACCAGUCCCUGGGAAUUUUUCAGGUGGCAGGUGCUACUCAUAGCCAAGUUAUACCGCCAUCUCACCAUGGCCAAAAGAAUGACACCACAGCCCAUUACAACCAUAGCAGUCAAGUAAAUCAGCUCUACAUGCAGUCUCCAAAUGGCCAACCUCCAAGUCAGAACACAUCCCAAAAUGUUCAUAUCCACCCCAGUGCUGCUCGGUACCCAUCCUAUCAGCAUCAUGUCCCAUAUUCCUAUCACAUAGCAGGUAAGCCUCCUGAGGGACGGCCGGAUGUAUUUCCACAGUAUCAGCAACAGUACUACUAUCCUCAGCAACAAGGCAACAGAAGUAGCUUUCUGACUGAAGAAUGGCACAGAACCCACUACUCUGGCCCUGGUAAUGCAUACCCACCUGCUAGUGUCAAUGGCCAUCUCAAAGAGAGCAGCAUUUCUCAGAUGAGCUCAGACGGCACAGGUGGCAGCUUGAUUUCCAGAAAGCCUGAUAAUGGCCCUGUAGAGGCAGCUAAGGAGGCAGUCAGUUCAGUGAAGCCUGCCCAGCUUGAAGAAAGCCUUGAUCGAGCGGAGAGCCCAAAGGAGAUUUUAGAUUUGGACAGCCACAGACUUGCACCACACAGUCGUCCCACUUACCCACAGCAUUCAGCUAAUCUCAUGUAUGAUCCUCAGACAAUGCAAAGUGGGAUGCAGCAAGAUGGCCGUGCUCAUCCAAUGCACAUGAUGAACAGAGUCCCGUUUCCUUCUCAGAAUUAUGCCAGAGCACACUAUAGCCCUCAACAACCAAACUCUCGCUUCAUGGACGCUUUGCAGCAUCCCCAGCGGCUUCCAUUUCCACUUGGCCAAACACACAUCUCCGUCUCUAGACGUCCCCAAUUAGCUCCCCAUUUCCAAGGGAGAAUGCCACUACAGAGGGGCUUGCCACCUGAACAUUUCUUUCAUCCCAGGUGAUGGGACUAAUCGGAUUUAUAUAUUUAAAAUAGCAAUUGUUUGUUAUGGUCUGUAUUCAUAAUGGAAUAGAAACAAGAGGGCUUUUGCAUUUGUCUUUUAUACCCUACAGACAGCAGGAAAGAUAAACUAAAACAAUAUACCUUCACUUCAUUUUUUUAAACUAGCUAUAAAUACACCAUUUUUGUAUUGUGACUAAAAUCAUCUCAUCUCCUCCUCGCGGUUAUAAUAAUGAUGUAAAUGUAGCUCAACUGUUUCAUUUCCAAUAGCUGUUUGGGGUUUAGAGGAUCUUUUUGUCUGUUAACAGAAGGCUUUUGAUGAGCCAGGAGUGCUUUUUAAUGACUAUCACGUGAUUGAUUCUCUAGCCUUCAGUAUUUCAUCACUUUAACUGGAAAUGGUUGAUAGUUCACCAGCAAACACUGAAUGCUUAUGAGAAAUUGCAUGGUUAUUUUUUGUAUAUAAUCAAACUCAGGUGUGACAAACUAAGGAUAACUGAAAGGAUUAUUUUAGACAGGCAUCGGAUCAUCCCUCUGGAUCUUUGAGUGUGUGCAGGACAUGUGUUUGCUGCCAUUUUGAAUGUAUUUAUGAAUUAUUAGAUGUAAAUGUAUGCCACCAGGGGCAUAGGUGGAAGGAAAACACCUGUUUAACAGGAAACUUUUUAUGGGGUUUAGGGUUGCUUUCUUACUAUGCAUUGAUAAUAGUUGCCUUCAUUUAAACAUUUCAACAGUUUUAUUUUCAAUUAUAUGCUUUUGUAUAUCAUGUUACAUUAAUUGAAGAGGUUUUACUUUCUGGUAGCCUUGAUGUUAAUGGCUGUGAUCGGCGUGUAAAUAUUAAAGCAAAAAACUCCUUGAAAUGUUUAUCAAACUGUAGGGCUCUAUCAUGUCAGCUUAUGUACCCAAUCAAUAUUUCCAGAUAGACAAAAGGAGACGGCAUCAAAUUGUGUCUGGCAAGGUUUGUCUUAAAGGGACACUUCACUGAUUAGCAUUAAGCUUUGUAUCUUUAGAAAACCAGUCAUGUUUUUGAAUGGUCAUGCAUCAUUCCCUCAGUUUGCCUUGAGAUGGGAGAAAUACGGAUUUCAAUGUUGGACUUCCUGCUUUCAAUGAUGUAAAAUUAUGAUUUUUACAUCAUUGAAAGCAGGAAGUCCUAUUCAUGGGUUUCAUUGAAAUCAGUAUUUCUCCCAUCUCAAGGCAAGGGAAUGAUGCACGACCAUUCAAAAACGACUGGUUUUCUAAAGAUACAAAGCUUAAUGCUAAUUGGUGAGGUGUCCCUUUAAUAAUGUCAUCACAGUGACCUGGAUAGUUUGAUUAGUAGCUCUGUACUGUUGAUAUAUAUUCUGGAUUGCUAUUCAGUAGUGCCCUUUCAAAUGUGAAUUAUGGGCUAUGUUUUGGGAAUGCUGAUGAAAUGUGCAUUGUGAGAAAUUAGUCUGUGUACUAACUUUAGUUUGAUGGUGUAAAUAAUAUUGCUCAUUACUUUAAGGUUUUUUUUAUUUUUUAAUUCAAUGUACUGAAGUUCUCAGGGUGUUUUGAAUACGGGUAUUUUUUUUGUUUUUGUUGUUUUUAAACAUUGUUUUCGAAAUCUGACGUCUGAAACUGUGAUUUUAUUAUGGUAACCUCACCUUAUGAGCCUGUGAAAGAACACUUUUAAUUCAGGUUUCCACUGUACACAAGUAACAUAUUCAUGACUUUUGUGGCCCAUAAAGUUUUAAACAUUUUGGUCUUUUUGGCCAUUUGCGCAAGUAGCAUACCUACACGAGUAGCAAAUCUACCUCACACUACCAAAACACACUACAUAGUUUUCCCACUGUUCAGUUGUAUCUGCCAAUUUUGCAUUAUGCCUUACAUUGAGUCAGAUUCUACACAGGCCUAUGGUUUGGCUUUAGCAUAGUGCCAGGUUGGCUAAAGUUAAUCUUUUGGCGAAUAGAGAAUAUAUAAAGGGGAAUGUACUGAAUUUCCUAAAUAUAGGAUGAAAACUUAUGAAUUUUCUUCUCGCCUUAGUCACUGAAUAAUAGGGAGACAUCGUUGUGAGUACACUUUUACUCAUUUUAGACGGCUGCAUACUUUUUGUCUUCAUUUUAGCUUUGCUCUUUAGAUCCCACACCUUACAGAUAAUAUUGGGAAAUGUUUCUCCCUGACUAUUAAAAAAUCUAGCAUUUAGUACACAUUAUUUGCUUUUAUUUUCUUUGCAGACAACUUUGUAGAAAUAUGGAAAUAUACACAAUUGUCCCAAUUAUUGCUUUAGGUACAACAUGCUUCAGAAUACUGAAUUCAUUUCUGCUGUUAUGAAAUACUGUUUAUAUUACUGUUCUGUUUGAGGGUGUGAUAGAUUCUCUUUCCAAUGUUUUAGUUUUACUUGUAUGUUUGACACACUAGAAAUUGUGUAGUGUGUGUAUGAGUGCAUAUCAGUUCAAUUUCUCUGCUGCACUAGUAAAAAAAAACUAGAUUUUUAAUGUGAAACAUAUUUAUUUUCUCUUCUGUACAUUUGACUUUUAUAUGUAUGAGGUUUUACCCAUUGAUACCGAUUUUUGUAGAGCGAAGUCAAGGUGCAUCUAAAGAAACCUGUUUUUUUGUUCAUUUUACUUUAAAGUUUACAAGUCCUUAGUUCACUGACAGUCUUUUGUAAAUCAGAUGAAGUAUAUUCUGUUAUGUUGUGUACUUUCUUAGAAUAAAUAACCUUUCCUUAA